This is a messenger RNA of Anolis carolinensis (green anole), 5486 nucleotides long. RefSeq names its product MYB proto-oncogene like 2 (gene mybl2). The record is from RefSeq and is a predicted model, not a curated record. NCBI's taxonomy places the organism in Eukaryota, Metazoa, Chordata, Lepidosauria, Squamata, Anolidae. Gene Ontology annotation, cellular component: nucleus. Gene Ontology annotation, biological process: regulation of DNA-templated transcription. The coding region runs from base 186 to 2300 and encodes 704 amino acids. The transcript has 15 exons. Gene Ontology annotation, molecular function: DNA-binding transcription factor activity, RNA polymerase II-specific; RNA polymerase II cis-regulatory region sequence-specific DNA binding.
GAAAAUGCUGCACUGGAGUCCCGGGCGGGCGCGCUAAUCCAGUGGGGACCUUUUCCUUUCCUUCUCUCCUUCCUUGCAAUGGUGGCGGGGACUGCUGCUAUUGCUGCUGCUGCUAUAACCUCAUCCACCUUUUCUUCUUUGGGACUCUUAUUUUAAUUGAUGUUUUUAAUCCAGGGCACAACAGGAUGUCCCGCAAGGUUGGCUGUGAAGAGCAAGAUGAACUGCAUGGUCAGGACUCAGAUGCGCAGGAACGGCGGGACAACCGGUGCAAAGUCAAAUGGUCACGUGAAGAGGACGAGCUAUUGAAUUCCUUGGUGAAUCAGUUUGGACAUGACUGGAAGUUCCUCGCCAGUCACUUUCCUAACCGUACUGAGCAGCAGUGUCAAUACCGCUGGCUCAGGGUGCUAAAUCCUGUCCUGGUGAAAGGCCCUUGGACGAAGCAGGAAGAUCAGAAGGUUAUUGAACUGGUGAAAAAAUAUGGCACAAAGCAAUGGACACUUAUAGCCAAACAUUUGAAAGGCCGGCUAGGAAAACAGUGUCGUGAACGCUGGCACAACCACCUGAAUCCCGAGGUGAAAAAGUCGUCCUGGACAGAGGAAGAAGAUCGUAUAAUUUGCGAGGCUCACAAAGUUCUGGGGAAUCGAUGGGCUGAGAUUGCUAAAUUGCUGCCAGGCAGGACUGACAAUGCUGUGAAGAACCACUGGAAUUCCACAAUCAAAAGAAAAGUGGACACAGCAAACUUUCUGAAUGAAACAAAAGAAUCCAACUCCCUCUAUCUAUUGGUUGAAGUGGAAGACAAGGAAAGCCAAAACGUACAAGAAACUGAAAAUCAGCAAAACUUUGUUACCAGCUGGCCUGUUCAAAGUUUGGAAAUCAAAGAGGAGGAAGCCACUGAGGAUAAGUCAGUUGUCUUGCAAAUGCUGCCUUCAGAGCAACUCCCUGAAAGCCUAGCGGAGGACACCACCAAAGGUGUACCAGAAACUACCGUGGCUGAUGACGCACUGGAAGAAGGUUCCUCUUCAUAUACAUGGGUGGUGGAAUCUGGCAGUUAUUUGUGCACUGCAGCAGCCCCAGCCAUUACAGAAGCUCUCGACAUGAUUGAAUCUGACCCUGAUGGUUGGUGUGAUCUGUCUCAGUUUGACCUUCCUGAUGAUCUGUCUGCCAGUAACAGCAACAGCCCAGAGAGACAGACAUCUAUCACACCCUAUUCCUCCUCGCAGAACGUGACAGAGUACCGUUUGGAUGGCCAUACCAUUUCAGAUCUGAGCAAAGGCAGCAAGGGCGAGCUCAUCCCCAUCUCCCCACGCACAGACAUGAGCUUUGGCACUCCGCCUUCUGUACUUAAGCGGCAAAAGAAGAGGAAGAUCAGUCUCACGCCGGUUUCAGAAGGGGGCACCAGUACCAGCCUCUCCUUCUUGGACUCCUAUAAUAGCAUGACACCUAAGAGCACUCCUGUGAAAAGCACCCCUGUCAAGACAUUGCCAUUUUCCCCGUCUCAGUUCCUGAAUUUCUGGACCAAACAGGACACACUGGACCUUGAGACCCCUUCUUUAACUUCCACACCUGUGUGCAGCCAAAAGGUGAUAGUGACUACUCCACUACACAGAGACAAAACACCGUUAAUCCAGAAAAACUCUGCGUUUGUGACCCCUGAUCAGAAAUAUAUAACAGACAAUACACCUCACACGCCCACACCUUUCAAGAAUGCUUUAGAGAAGUAUGGACCCAUGAAGCCCUUGCCACAAACUCCUAAUCUGGAAGAAGAUUUAAAAGAAGUAUUGAGGAGUGAAACUGGCAUCGAGCUGAUAAUUGAAGAUGAUGUGAAUCCAGAGAAGCAAAAGAGAAAACAGGGCCUGCACAGGAGUCCCAUUAAGAAAGUCAGGAAAUCACUUGCAUUAGACAUUAUGGAGGAAGACUUGAAGAUGACAGUUUCCACCAUGGCCAAACCUGUUUGCAUCAAAAGAACUCAGGGGAGCCAGGAGAGAAGACAUAAGCUCUCUGAGGCCCCCUCUGCAAUGCAGUCUGUGAGCUUCCUUUCUCAGUCCCUCAACCUUUCGGUGUCAAGCAGCAAGAGCAAUACAAGCUUGCUCAACAGAGGGUUUGUGCACAUCAAGGCAGAAAAGGCUCCAUCUUCCAAGAGAAUCCCUAGCAAGUACAGGCCACCUGCACUGAUGUCCAGUGCUUGGAAAACAGUGGCUUGCGGUGGUUCUAAAGACCAAUUGAUCAUGCAAGACAAAGCUCGGCAGGUCUUGGGCGUGCUGAAACAGAACCACACAUCGCGGACAUUGAUCUUAUCUUGAAGAACUCUAUAAACUUUUGUUACUCCUCAUUUUUAUAUGGAACUGGCAGCCGAAAGAAUAAAAGGACAGAAUGUGGGGCAACCCUUUUUGCAAGGCAAUCUUUUCCUUAUCGUUUUUUUUGACUCCCUCAGGUCUGUAAUAGGUGCCGUUAAUAAAGUACUCCACAUUCUAAGGUUUAUGCAAGAUAUCAGAAAUGAUGUACAGACUUAAUGUCAAGUUGGGUAACAAGCCUGCAUUCAAGUUGGACAGACCCACUCUUCUCCCUCUCUACUUUCUCUUCAUUGUCUUCUUUGGACAUGUGGAAGGAAACAAGGGUAGUGGCAUAGGAAAAGCCAUAAACGUCUGGACUGGUUUUUGUUUUGUUCAGGAAGCUAAGUAUAAUUAUGUGAAGUUAUCUGCUCAUAUCUGCAUUUGGAAUAGAAGGAAAUUGGAAGUAUAUGAAAUUUGCUCAAUGAACUAUGUGAACUAGAAUGUGGUCUGCUGUAUUAUGUGAGUGUAUGUAUCAAAAACCUCAUCUUCAGGGCAUUUGCAAUAUACAGAUAAUGCAAUCACUACCUUUUGUUAGCUAAGCCUAUAGGUUUAUGAUUUGCUUUAUAUUGUUUUGAAUUUCCAACUCCACCAGAUGGUGCUGAUGCCUAUGCUUUGCUCCUUUUCCAGCCCAGCAGACUGAUUAGAUGAAAGGAACAGGCAAGCUAGCUGAAGCAUUGCUGCAGUGUUUUCAGCUUUUUUCUUGGCACCUAUGAUAGAAUGAGACUUUGUGAAUCUGUGAGGGUUUUUUUUGUGUCAGGAGCGACUUGAGAAACUACAAGUCGCUUCUGGUGUGAGAAUUGGCCGUCUGCAUGGGUGUUGCCUAGGGGACACCCAGAUGUUUUACCAUCUUAUGGGAGGCUUCUCUCAUGUCCCUGCAUGGGAAGCUGGAGCUGACAGACAGGAACUAACCCCGCUUCCCAGAUUCAAACCGCCAAACUUUUGGUCAGCAGUCACGCUGGCACAAGGGUUUAACCCAUUGUGCCACUAGAGGCUCCUCAACCUGUGAGUGAAGGUUUGUCACACUUUCCAAUGGGAAAGGCUGUGCCUGGAGUAAGAAUCAUGGUUGCCUUCCUAUACUUUGCUACCAUACCAUGUUAAGAAAAGUGUUGUACAGCCUGGUAUAACCCUGCAGAUCAGCCCAAACAGAUUUUCCUUUGCUGACCACUUCUGAUAUGAGGCAAAUAAGAAUGUAACAGGUUUCUCAGAUCUAAACUAUGCAGCAGUUCACCUACUGCAGCUUUGUAUUCAUCUGAUCCAUAUCAUUGUUGGUAUUGUCAGAUUGCUCUUAUAGAAUGAGAAGAUAGAUAAUAUUAUUAGCUAAAUCAGGUCCAGAUCCUAGAAGGUAUUCCAGACCAGCAAUCUAUACAGAAAACUUGCCAUGCUGUACAACUUUUCAAUACACAGUCACAGAUAAUGCACACUUUUUAAGGUGAUAUCUGGAUCACAAAUAUGUUUGCAGAUGUCAAUAGCAAACUGGUGCACACAUGGAGAAUGGUGAUUGGCUGCAUUCCCUAUGAUUUACACCGACCAGCCCCAGGUCAGUGUUUUCCAUAUGGUUUUGACCAAAACUCAUCCCAGGCCAUACUGAUGGGAGUUGUAGCCCAAAGUAUCUAAGAUGUCACUACAUUGGAGGAGGGCUAUUCUACACUCAGUGGUAAACUCAACCUUGCCUUUGCUUGAUUAAUGAAAUAUCCUUACAUUGAUUGACCUCAGAAAUCUUAUGAAAUCAAGUUCAGAGCAGUGGGUUCUCCACUUCAUAGAGGACUGGAAGAUACAAGGUUUCAAAAUCAGACAUCCUGGAACCUAUUAAAUACAGUAGAGUCUCACUUAUCCAAGCCUCGCUUAUCCAAGCUUCUGGAUUAUCCAAGCCAUUUUUGCAGUCAAUGUUUCAAUAUAUCAUGAUAUUUUGGUGGUAAAUUCGUAAAUACAGUUAUUACAACAUAACAUUACUGUGUAUUGGACUACUUUUUCCUAUCAAUUUAUUUUGUAUAACAUGUUUUGGUGCUUAAUUUGUAAAAUCAUAACCUAAUUUGAUGUUUAAUAGGUUUUUCCUUAAUCCCUCCUUAUUAUCCAAGAUAUUCGCUUAUCCAAGCUUCUGCUGGCCCGUUUAGCUUGGAUAAGUGAGACUCUACUGUAUAUAUUUAUCCUGUACAAUACACAUGUUUUUUGUUAUUUGAGUAACGUAUUGUUAUAAUUAAAUAAUUAGGAGAAACUCCUGGCUCAAUCAAGGUCUCCUUGCAACAUAUAUACAAAGUGGAAACUUUAUUCUUAUCUUUGUUCCCUGCCUUUACAAAUACUUACUGAAGUCAGACUCUGUUAUAAAAUAUGGGUUAGGGUAUGUGUUGCUGGAUUGUAGUUUCCAUGAUUUUUUGCCAUGUUUGGGCCAAAAAAAAAAAUCUGAACAGUCUAAAAACAUCAGGAACAUUUUUUCAAAGCCUGCAAAAUGGCUACAUUGCAGUGUAUUAUGCUAUGUUUACAGGGUUGAGAAUUCUUUUGAGCAGAAGAGCUCUACAAAUAAUAUUUACUCCACACUGAGAUGGUGAAGAUUGUUUGCAUGAGUAUGACAAUUUAUAGGAACAAAGGAGCUUUUCUCAGCAAUUUGGAUUAUUUGGCUACAGCAAACAUUUUUUCUUAAUACCACAGGGUAUAUGAAGUCUUACCUAUAACCUUAAAUAAAUUAUCAUUCAUUGUGGGAGCUGAUUUUGAUGUUAGUCUCUUAUCUGAUGGAAAUGAACGUAUCACAGGUAAGACCAACUUUCUAUUUGAUUUGGAAUCAGCUCAAAAUUAAAAGAUUAUGAUGGAAAUAUUAAAAGCUAUUUCUAAUCUCCUAAAUCUGAUUCUACCAGUGUGUCCUGCUAUGUGUUUAUUCCUUAUUAAGGAAGAUCUACUGUUAAGCAAAUUUCAGGGGAAAUGAACAGAGAGCCUUUCUAAUGACAAAAGCAAUUAACUUUUAAUUGGAAAGCUAAGACAUUUCCUGACAGAAACACAUGCCUGGCUCAGUUAUUCUUGAGCAUGUUAUUCUUGAACCUGUAGAAUAGGCUAAAUCUUUGUGAGCCUGGUUGCCUGUAUUGUUGAGAGAAUGUGUAUUGCUGAGAACAGAAAGAUGAAUUUAUUAAUGCUAACACGUUUAGGGAGAACAAAAAUAAAAGUUGAGCA